AUGGGAAGUUACUCAAUAUAUCCCGCAAGUUCUACAACGGCGGUCAAACUCGCACAUGCCAUCAUAUCCAAGUCAAAGAACACAGUGUUAAACAUGGAUAUAAAAAGUGCCUUCAGGUCCUCAAAGGCGACAAAAGUUAAAAGCACGUACACGGAAAAUGCAAGUGCAAUCAUCCGAAAAGAAUUAGAGCGACGUGAUCGUCGUGCUGAUAUGCUAGCAGCAACGACAUGCAAUUGUACUCAGUCUGGCAAACCUUAUAUGGGAAAUAAAACGCAAACAGAUUUCUACACAGGGGAGGUUAAAAAUGACGGUGAGAAACAAUGCAUGAAGAAACAAUUUCCUAAGGCAAUUUUAAUUGGUUUGACAAAAGGGGGCACUUCGGCUCUUAUGACUUUUCUUAAGUUUCAUCCAAUGAUAGCCUUAAGAGCAUAUGACCCUAAAGACACGAAAUAUUUUAAUCAUUAUUAUACGAAAAGGCCACUUGACUGGUACAGAAAUAUAAUGCCAUGCAGCUACCUUCACCAAAUCACCAUUUCAAAGUCAACUGAGUAUUUCUUCACGCCGGGAGUUGCCGAAAGAAUUCGACACUUUGACCCUUCAAUGAAAAUAUUACUGAUGGUUAGGGAACCUAUUGCAAGAGCGUUGUCACAAUUUGUUAUGUGGAAAUAUCAGGCUAAAUAUAGAAUUGGAGAUACGUCAUUUGAAGACGCAGUGACUACAGGAAUUAAUAAAGAAAUUGACGAAUAUUCCGCACUUAUUUCUGGUUCGAAUUAUCAAAGACACAUGAAAGCAUGGUUAGACAAUUUUAGUUUUAAUCAGAUUUUAAUAUUAGACAGUUUAAAUUUUGUGCAAAACCCUGCGGAGGAGUUAAACAAAUUGGAGGAUUUUGUUGGAGUGGAACGUUUCUUUACGGAAGACAAAUUCGUUUACAAUGCAACCAAACAUAAAUAUUGUUUCUCGCCGCAUGAUGGUAGUAUAAAUUGUAUGGGCUCUAACAAAGGAAUUCCUCAUCCAGUUAUAGAAAAAGAACUGAGAGUAGAGCUUGAAGAGUUUUUCAGACCUCGAAAUAAGAUGUUCUUUAAAAUGAUCAAUAGAAGCUUUGACUGGGGAUAUUAA
This is a messenger RNA of Mercenaria mercenaria, 1116 nucleotides long. RefSeq names its product heparan sulfate glucosamine 3-O-sulfotransferase 1-like. The transcript has a single exon. The record is from RefSeq and is a predicted model, not a curated record. Bases 1 to 1116 code for a protein of 371 amino acids. Lineage: Eukaryota; Metazoa; Mollusca; Bivalvia; Venerida; Veneridae. Gene Ontology annotation, molecular function: [heparan sulfate]-glucosamine 3-sulfotransferase activity.